UCUGACCUGCCUUUGCUUGUCAACGGCACUGUAAACAGCAGCAAAGCAAUCGGAAACAUCGUACAAUUUGACGUUUGCACUCAAACGAAUAUGACAGUUCGUGUUAUUUUCGUUUUCUUUGUUCAUGUUCAGCGCUUUCGCACACACCAAAAAAAAAAAAGAGUCGUCCCUGACUGUGUUCCGUAUUACGCGCAUCCCUGUGGUGUCUAUUAAAAACAGAGUGCAGUAAACAAAAUGCAGCCCCUAUAAUCCUAGCGAAAGAAAAAAAAACCUUCAUAAAAUCCCUUUUCACCAACUGUUUUUGUCGGAAAUGUGAGUUUGGUCAACCCAGAUGGUAGUAAGGCACUGGGAGGUAGAAAAAAACAAGGCAAUAUUAUCCGCGUACAGUGACUGGUGAAAACAUGGAGUUAGAAACGAGAAAGUAAAACAAAAAAAAAAACAAUUCACAAUUGUGACGCGUCCUGCACGGAGUAUCCUUUCCCUUUUUUGUUUCAUUGAUAAGUGAACUUGUUUGGCAGAAAAAAGGGGGGAAACGGUGAUUUACAGUGGAAGCAGUGGGAUUACGGAUAUGAGAGAUCGUAUCGUACCACACGGACAAGGCCGAUAAAGUUGGUGCAAAGUGUGUGACCUUCCGGAAAUUGUAAACGAUUGUUAAAUUAUUACGAAAACCACAGAAUCUGUGAGUUGUGGAUGGAAACCGGAUUAUAGAGCAGUGGUUAAAGUGCAUCGGUCAAUGACACCCGGCCGAAGGUAAACAUACAGGCUAACUAUUAUUAACCCCCCAACGCAACCCAGCAUGACUUAAUAGGUUGGUAUGCGAAGAGCGAUGGUGGUUUUACGAAUGGAAAGGUUUGUUUGACCGAAGAGGCAGCAGACACCUCCCCACGGCACGACACGACGUGUGAACGAUGGCGAAGGAAUACGAUUAUCUGCUAAAGGUACUCCUUGUUGGCGAUAGUGACGUUGGCAAGCAGGAGAUUCUAUCCGGUCUGGACGAUGGUUCAACGGAAAGCCCAUUCUGCAGCGGAAGUGGCACGGCACAUAAAACGACCACCAUCCUGUUAGAUGGUAAGCGCGUGAAACUACAGAUAUGGGACACAUCCGGACAGGGCCGGUUUUGCACAAUCAUUCGCUCGUAUUCGCGCGGUGCACAGGGCAUCAUACUAGUGUACGACAUCACGAACAAGUGGAGCUUCGACGGACUGAAUCGAUGGUUGAAGGAGGUCGAAGAGCAUGCGCCGGGUGUACCGAAGGUGCUGGUAGGGAACCGGCUCCAUCUCGCAUUUAAGCGGCAAGUCGCAGCGAAACAGGCGGAACUGUACGCAUCACGCAACAAGAUGGCCUGCUUCGAGAUAUCACCACUGUGCGAUUUCAACAUACGCGAAUCGUUCUGCGAGCUCGCACGGAUGGCACUGCACCGGAACGGGAUGGAGCGGAUCUGGCGCACGAACAAAGUACUUUCGCUGCAGGAGCUGUGCUGCCGCAGUAUCUGCCGGCGGACGAAUGUAUAUACCAUAGAUAGCCUUCCGCUGCCACCGUCGGUCAAAUCGUAUCUGCGAUCGUACGCGCUCACCUCGUCCCAGUGCUUGAACACGGUGCUCAACAAUUCCGCCUCGAUAGCGAAGAAUCUCAAAAGCAAAACCGCCACCUCGUACCAUCUGAAGCAUAACGUGCGCAACGGGUGCGUGAUUUCUUGAUUGUCAUUCCUAGCCCGGCGUGUGGUUUGGGUAGGUUAUGGCUUAUCAACCGGUCGGUCGGUACGCUUACGGAGGAGGAGUACGUUUUGCCAAGCAAAAUCGGUUUUGACGGAACGAAUCAGUCCGAUAGUGACAGUAAGGUAAUGGGAAAUCAAAUCAUCACCGAACACAUUAUCGAUGAUUAUCGUUUUUUGUUUUGUAAAACCGUUUGUUUGUUUUUUUUUGCAUUAUUAAUGGCUCAUUUUAGUUUAACACUGGCCUCUCGAUCCUCAGAAGUAUUUUAUCAACUAACACUAUUACCUCACACUCAACAAAAAAAGUGAACCUGCCACCAAUACGAUCGCGUUUCCACUGUUCCCGUAAUGGGCACAGCGAGGAUAACGAAUUAAUCAAUUGCGCAGAUAGACCUCUGGUUCACCCACCGUCAAACGGAAGAGUGCAGUGUAGCGGUAGUAUAAUUAUCACAUAAAAAUGUUUUACAUUUCGAUUCUGAUGGUAAAAUGUGUAAAAUGUAUCUAUUUCCAAAAUUUUGCAAUGUGAAUAUUGUCCUGCCAGCUGCAGUGCAUAAACGAAGUCAGGCAUUAUAGAAUUACGUCUAAAUCUAUCCAUUGGAAUUGGUCCCUUAAUGCUCAAGUUUUCUUCAAACCUCCCCCCUCGUUUUUCCCCUAAACUUUUUGCGUGAGCUACGGGCACACGUUCAAGUAAAUGAACCAAAUACUAAUUUUAUUAACAUAUAAUUACAAUGUGUAAUCAUAAAAAUUUACAAUACGUAUCGCCUAAACGCAUACAAACGUUCGCUACGCACGGUCGUAAGACGUCAGACGUUUCGGGAGACCGUCGCGUGUGGAUAAAACGUUCGUUUUCGGUACGACAGAACGGUUGUGUGUGAUUAUCCAUAUGUACCCCGCUGUAGGCGCGGGGGGGCAGAUCAACUAGACUGAAGUCAUAAACCUGCUGUUGCUCAUGCCUGGAAUGCGGCUUCGGGCAUAUAACGAAACGGUAUGCGAAAUAUCGUUUAAAUCGUGCUUUGUUCUGUUUUUUUGUUUUGUUUUGUUUUGUCGUGCUGUGUAUCGAAUAGGUUUAUGUAUGUAAAUCUACAGAGAGUCAUUUUAGCUAAGCUACGAAACUAAUCCCUCUAACCAGAAAACUGAAAUACAAAAAAAAAAAACACACACACAAAAAUGCACCAAUGACAGAUCACCGAUACUAAAAGGAAGUAACGAUGCGUUUGCACUUAAACGUUUUGUAAAUCGCUGCAGACAAAACGCCUCCCUUAGGUAGAGUGCAGUAGGUGUUGUGGG
Messenger RNA from Anopheles funestus (African malaria mosquito), 2998 nucleotides. RefSeq names its product ras-related protein Rab-40B (gene Rab40). The record is from RefSeq and is a predicted model, not a curated record. Gene Ontology annotation, molecular function: GTPase activity; GTP binding. Gene Ontology annotation, biological process: protein localization to plasma membrane; intracellular signal transduction. NCBI's taxonomy places the organism in Eukaryota, Metazoa, Arthropoda, Insecta, Diptera, Culicidae. Gene Ontology annotation, cellular component: synaptic vesicle; plasma membrane; endosome. The transcript is spliced from 3 exons. The coding region runs from base 909 to 1697 and encodes 262 amino acids.